Molecule: messenger RNA, 5338 nt
Organism: Sebastes umbrosus (honeycomb rockfish)
Lineage: Eukaryota; Metazoa; Chordata; Actinopteri; Perciformes; Sebastidae
Gene: kifc3
Product: kinesin family member C3
Exons: 23
Coding region: 1285-4389 (1034 amino acids)
Biological process (GO): microtubule-based movement
Molecular function (GO): microtubule motor activity; ATP binding; microtubule binding
Source: RefSeq, a predicted model, not a curated record
CAGCUUUAAUCUGCUGGAAGGUCACAUGAUAACAGAGAGACCUGCUGCUCGUCCAAUCACAACACAGACUGAACUACCGACCAGCUAACGAAGCAGCCGGAGGACGGAGAUGAAACACAGGAGCUCAGUGGAGGAACGACCAUGGAGGGAACGUUAACGGACUCAUUAACGGACUCAUUAACGGACUCAUUAACGGACUCAUACUUCCCCGUCGGUCUGGAUGAGACCCGUCAGGACGUCGUCUUCUUAUCGGUGGACUCUUGGAUCAGAUAUCUCCUGAUUUAAAUCACUGUUACAGGUUUUUAUUCAGACUCACUUCCUGUUUUAAAGUGAAAGUGAAAGUUCUGAUAUCACUCAUAUCAGCUGAAUAUGAUUUAACCCUCCGGAGAUCAGAGUUCAGUCCUACUACUAAUAUCAGUUUAGUGUGCGAUGCAGGAUGCCGUCUUAAAGCUGGAAGCAGCUCUGCAUCCUCCAGUCACCUGCUGCUGUUAGUUUCUUCUUCUCAAAUCUGAAUCCAGCUAAAACGUUUGAAUGUUUUCUCCCACUUAGAAUAAUAUUUAGACUUCGGAGGGUUAACGUGACUCAGAGUCGUGACUUCGGAGGGUUAACGUGACUCAGAGCCGUAACUUCGGAGGGUUAACGUGACUCAGAGCCGUGACUUCGGAGGGUUAACGUGACUCAGAGCCGUGACUUCGGAGGGUUAACGUGACUCAGAGUCGUGACUUCGGAGGGUUAACGUGACUCAGAGCCGUGACUUCAGAGGGUUAACGUCACUCAGAGCCGUGACUUCGGAGGGUUAACGUGACUCAGAGCCGUGACUUCAGAGGGUUAACGUCACUCAGAGCCGUGACUUCGGAGGGUUAACGUGACUCAGAGCUGUGAGUCGAGUGUCUUGAGUUACUCUGAUAGUAAUCGGAGCUGCUGGCUCCGGUGUCUGUCAGUAUCUGGAGGGGACAAGGUCCACAGGUGUUUAUCAGCUCUGUGACGGGCGGAGUCGGUACAGAGGUGAAGCAGGUGAAGCAGGUGAAGCAGUGAGACGGAGGAUUAUAGAGACUGAACACAGCAGCAGGAUUAAAACAUCCGAUGAGCUCCGUUCAGUCCUGCUUCUUUAAAUCUACGAGGAUGUGAAGGAGUUCUCAGCUGGACCGGACCGGACCGGACCGGACCGGACCGACCUCGUCUCCAGCUGCUCGGGUUCAGAUACGAUGGAGCCAAACAUCCACCUAGAAUAACCUUCAGACUGAGCGGUACCAUCCAGGUGAACUGGACCCGUAGGACGGGGUCAUGUACGUUCUGUGCACCCUGGCGGUCCUGACCCUCCACAGUCUCCUCAAGCGCUGGAACAACAACGGCGUGGAGCCCGGAGAGAGCUCGGAGGCCGCGGGGCAGCGAGGUCAACCGGAGGAUGGAGGUGUCCCUGAGGCGUGGGGGGCGUCCGGGUCUCGGGGCGGCUCAGUGAAGACCGCGGUGGACCGAAGAGGACCGAGGAGCUGCAGGGCUGAAGGGAGGCGGAGGCGAGGAGGCGGCGGCGUACACAACGUCCCCGACAGCAGGAAGCGAGUUCAGCCGGUCCAGCGGUCCAGCGCUCUGCUCAGCCCGGCGGUCAUGUUCAGCACAAGAAAGACCUGGGACCUCGGCCACGCCCCCCACCUGCAGGAGCUCUGGAAGAACGACCUCUCAUUGGACGCAAGCUCACUGGACUUCCUGAUGAGUGAUGGUGAAGACGACGGCUCCUUCCUGUCUCUGCCAACCGCCGCCUUCUUGCACCGCCCCUCUCUGACCGCAGAGCUGUCGGAAACCAACGCACCCAACCAGCAGCUGCUCAUCCAGAGGGUCACCUGGUCCUGCUGGUGGACUCCUGCCAACACUCUACAGGAUAAAGUCUGUGAGUUUCAGACUCGUCUUCGCUCUGAAGAAGUCACUCGCCUCGUGCUGCUCCAGCAGCUGCAGCAGCAGAACGUUCAGGCGACGCCGUCUGCUCCGCCCAACGGUGUGAGGGCGUCGCAGCCUGGUGAACAGAUCUCAGAUCGUCUCAGUUGUCCAGAAGAAGAGCAGCUCGUUACUCGGCUGCGCAGACAGGUUGAGGAGCUGGAGGACAAGCUGUUGAAUCAGACUCAGGAGGUGGAGAGACUUCGCUCUGAACUGGGGGCGACAGACCUGGAGAAGCAGCUUCAGCUGCUGCUGGAUGAGAACCAGCGUCUGAAACAGGAGCUGAAGUCAUGCAGGAGACCAGAGAACCUCCACACUGCUGCUGGAGACAGCUGCUGCUCCCACAGACAGGAGGUGGACUCCCUCCAGAGGGAGGUGUCUCGCUGGGAGAACCAGGCCCGCCAGAGGGAGCGACGGCUGGCUGAGCUGGAGCGGGAGCUGCUGGACAAAACCUCCAGAGUGGACGGUCUCCGCCGGCAUCUGGACGAGUCCACCCGGCAGCUGGAGGACGGCCGGAGGACGCUGGAGGACGGUCGGAGGACGCUGGACGAGUCUAGGCGGCGGCACGGCGACGCCGAGCACAAACUCACCCUCCGGCUGCAGGAGUGUGAGGAGGAGCGCGCCAGGCAGGCAGCCACGCCCCCCAGAGUCAAGUAUGUGACCCAGACGGUGGAGGUGGAGUCAGCUGACUCUCACAGAGCGCUCGCUGAGCUGCAGUCGAAGAACGCCGGCCUGCAGGAGCAGCUGAGUGUUCAGAGGCAGCUGCUGAGAGAGCUGGAGACUCAGCUGCACGAGUCCCAGAGGACCUGCGCUCAGCUCAGGACUCAGAUCCUGGUGUAUGAAGGGGAGGUGGCGAGAGCUCAGGGUCAGCUGGAGGUGGAGAUGCAGAACCUGGAGGAGGAGAAGAACCGCGUGAUCGAGGAAGCGUUCAUCAGAGCCGAGAGCGAGAUGAAGGCCGUCCACGAGAACCUGGCAGGAGUGCGUAUGAACCUGCUGAGUCUGCAGCCGGCCCUCCGGACUCUGACCUGUGACUACAACAGUCUGAAGAGGCAGGUCCAGGAGUUCCCCUUCAUGCUGGAUAAAGCUAUCAGCGAGGCCAAGCAGGAGAUCUGUCAGGUGAUCAGUGAGGUGAGCUGCACCAAUCAGGAGCUGCUGCGUAAAUACAGGAGAGAGAUGAACCUGAGGAAGAAAUGUCACAACGAGCUGGUUCGACUGAAAGGUAACAUCCGUGUGUUCUGCCGCGUGCGUCCGGUCAGCCAGGAGGAGCAGGACUCCGCCGCCAUGCUGAGCUUCGACUCGGAUGACGACGCCGUCCUCUACCUGUCCAACAAGGGCAAACUGAUGACCUUUGACCUGGACAGAGUCUUCCCUCCUCAGGCCUCACAGGAAGAGGUGUUUCAGGAGGUCCAGUCUCUGGUCACUUCCUGUAUCGACGGCUUCAAUGUCUGCAUCUUCGCCUACGGCCAGACGGGCUCCGGGAAGACCUACACCAUGGAGGGCGUGGAGGACGACCCCGGCAUCAACCAGCGAGCUCUCCGCCUGCUGUUCUCUGAGGUGACGGACAAAGCUCCAGACUGGGACUACCAGAUCUCUGUCAGCAUGGUGGAGAUCUACAACGAGACGCUACGGAACCUGCUGGGGGAGAACCCGUCCGACAAGCUGGACAUCAAGAUGAACCCCGACGGCAGCGGACAGCUCUACGUCCCCGGACUGACCGAGUUCACCGUCCAGAGCCCCGAGGACAUCAACAGGGUGUUUGAGUUGGGUCACAUGAACAGAGCGACGGCGUGCACCAACCUGAACGAACACAGCUCUCGUUCCCACGCUCUGCUCAUCAUCACCGUGUCUGGACUCAACAACGCCACCGGAAACCGCACACAAGGUAAACUGAACCUGGUGGACCUGGCGGGCUCGGAGCGGAUCGGUAAAUCGGGCGCAGAGGGCAGUCGCCUCCGAGAAGCUCAGUGCAUCAACAAAUCUCUGUCGGCGCUCGGCGACGUCAUCAACGCGCUGCGGGGAAAACACUCCCACGUUCCCUUCAGGAAUUCCCGUCUCACCUACCUGCUGCAGGACUCUCUGAACGGAGACAGCAAGACCCUCAUGAUGGUGCAGGUGUCUCCGCUGUGCAGUAAUCUGAGUGAGUCGGUGUGCUCGCUGAAGUUCGCUCAGCGUGUUCGCAGCGUGGAGCUGAGCAGCUCGUCUUUGUUCACCAGGAGACACGAGAACUCGUCCACGUCGUCCUCGCCAACCCACGACAGCGUGGAGCUGGACUCCCCCCCGGUGACCCCCGUCCCUCUGCCCAUCUCUCGGGCCAGCAGCGCCGGCUCAACCCUCUCCACCCUCUCCUCUACCUCCAGAACCCCCAGCAGCACCCGCAGGAGGUCCCAGUCCCAGCUCUCCACUGACAGACAGGUAGACAGAGCCAGCCCAUUGGUGGGGGACGGUGGGCAGGACGACUGAAGCUGACGGCCUGAGUGACCCGGAGAGGAUGCCGUGGGGACGUCCGGGUCUGGCGGCGGGGUGUCUGCCAACACUCUGAGGCUUCUUCCUGCUGGGACGCCACCUCCCUCCGUCAGGAGGAGCAAAGCCUGAUGGGAACUUUACCAGAUGGAUCUCAGAUCACAGACUCAGAGAGAACACGGCCCAACGGUUCUAAAGGUUCUCCAGGGCCGCUCAGCUGGACUCACUUUAUUUACAGUAUAUAGUACCAGUAUCAGUAUACACAGUACCAGUACACACAGUACCAGUAUACACAGUACCAGUAUACACAGUACCAGUACACACAGUACCAGUACACACAGUACCAGUAUAGGUUUUCCAAUCCCAGUAUUUCUUUUGUUUCUUUGUAAAGUUGCACUUUAAGUUGAGAUGAUUUUGGACCCACAGAUGUUCCAGAUGUGGUUGAUUUAUAAUAUAUUGAUGACAAUGUUUUAUAUUUAUGUUUGACGGCUUUAAUCUGCAGUUCUUCUGAUUGAUUCUCUUCCUGGUCAGACGGUUCAUUAACAUUUACAGAGGAGGACGUCUCUCCGUGUCCUCGCGGUCCUCUUUUAUCCAAUCAGGGUGCUCCAGCGGUACCGAGCUGUCCGAUCAGACAGGAUCUCCGUCUCGCGCUGACGGAGCUUCGUCUUCCUUCAGCUCAGAGAGACGCUCAGAUCCGCCGCCGCCUCCGUAGAAAAAACAGACGAAGGUGACCUUUGACCUCAGACAGAAGAGAUCCACAGGUGACCUUUGAUCUCAGACAGGGUCAGGGUUAGUAGUUAGUGGUAGUCGUAGUAACAGGAAUGCUUAGUAACGCUAUGAGCUGCCGUGUCGUUGGCUGGAGGUCAACAUGUUCUGCUUGCUUCGUCUCGCUGUAGAGCUGCUCUUCUUUUUGUAUUUUCCUUUUUAAUAAAUAAACAUCCAAAUGAAA